Molecule: messenger RNA, 795 nt
Organism: Lithohypha guttulata
Lineage: Eukaryota; Fungi; Ascomycota; Eurotiomycetes; Chaetothyriales; Trichomeriaceae
Exons: 2
Coding region: 1-795 (264 amino acids)
Molecular function (GO): gamma-glutamylcyclotransferase activity
Source: RefSeq, a predicted model, not a curated record
AUGACUGAAAAUGGCGAGGUGCAACAGAUAGCCCUCUCGGCAGACAUGACAUCUUCCAGGAGUGGCACAUUUUACUUUGCAUUCGGCUCGAACUUGUCACCCACGCAAAUGUCCUUACGUCUGACAAGUGGCACGCGAUCAAGCAAGCCCGUUGCAAUAGCACGAUUGGAUGGAUAUGUAUGGAUAAUAUGCUCGCGAGGCUACGCGAACGUUGUGGCACUGCCUGCUUCAAAUCAAGCAAAAUACGAGAAUACAGUAUGGGGCGUCGUGUACAAUCUGUCGGCUGAGGAUGAGGCACGAUUGGACGUGUAUGAAGGCCACGAUAAUAUCCGAAAUCCACAGCCUCAGAUCAAUCCAGAGCCUUCAAAACAGCAGGAGGUACCUUACCUGCAGGGUGACUGGGAUUACAACAAACACUACCUACCUGUAACGGUCACAAAGUGGCUGCACAGUCCGAAGGAGUAUGGCAUUGAGGUUCAGAAUUGGUUGGAUGACCAUACUCAGCCUGUAUCGGUUCGUGCUCUAGUAUAUGUCGACGAAAUAAGGACUCAGCCCGGUAAGGUCAAUCAGGAGUACAUUGGCAGAAUGAACCGUGCGAUCAGAGAAAGUGUUCAGCUUGGCAUACCUCAAUCCUGGAUUGAUGCGGUUAUGCGAAACUAUAUUCCAGCUGGUAUUGAAGUCGACCAUGAUGGCUAUGGUUAUGUAGAGGCGGAGGCAACUGAGACUGCAUCCGAUCUGAAGGAGAGAGUGCUUCGGGAGAUGCAACAGAAGCAAUCCCAUGGAACUUCGCAAUGA